ACGAGGGGGCUGUAGGUGCGGCGACGCGGUAGAGCGGCUAUUCGUGGACGUCGGGGCGAAGUGUCUCAUUUAGCCACUCCAAAACAUCCGCUCGGCGGCGAGGGAGACGGGUCACAGGGAAAACCGACAAAAAGGCGUAUUACAGCUAAGUAUUUGUCCGGGCUUACGUUAGCGCGACGAAUUUGACAAUAUCGCAGCAAGAAAUUGCAUUUACAUAACCAGCUUUCCUAGUACUGGCGGCGGGGCAGCAGCCGGUCUUGCCACGGUGUCUUGCGGUCGUUUAGCUCGCACCCACUGCCUCGAAUUACGGGGCCAGUCAAUUACAACGUUUUUGCGGUCGUGCUUAAUUAACGUCUCCAGCUUUCGGGCCUUCCAGAGCGUUUUAGCACAUGAAUAUUCGCACAUCGUCUUUUCGCCGUUCAGAACAACAAGUUAUACAACAAGCCAGGCUGCCGCCGCUGCUCCUCCUCGGCGAGACGGGUCCUAAAGCCCGCCGGGUCGCCCGUCACAUUGCCGGAGAGCGCGCUCGGCCUUGUGCCCAAAUGGUUCAGCAGCCGUCGGUUUAUAAAUUCUUCGACAUUAUGGAAAAGGUUCUGUUAGAGCAAGGCUAAUUUAAAAAAAACAAAAAAGGAAAAAAAAAAAAAACAGGCGGACAGCAUUACUGAAAACAAAGGGGCUGUAUGCUAGAAUAGCAUACACGGAGUUUUCUUCGUACACUUGGAUUCCCGGUGGCCUUGUUUUCCCGUGUUUUAUUUUUUAAAUUUUUUAAUUUUUUUUUAUUUUUAAAUUUUUUUUCCAAAAAAUUCUUUUGCGUAACUGUCAGCGAGUCGGGAUUAAAAACUGGAGUGAGCGCACACGCAAAAAGAAAAACAGAAAGGAAAAAAGACUCUUGAUAUCAUUCGAAAGGGACAAAAAAAGGACCCGUCCAGUUGAGUAAUGGUCAUUAAUACGAUCCACUGGUUCAGGAAGGGCUUGCGGCUCCACGACAACCCGUCGCUCAAGGAAUCUCUGCUGGGAGCGGACAGCGUCCGCUGCAUCUACAUCCUCGACCCCUGGUUCGCGGGAUCGUCCAACGUCGGGAUCAGCAGGUGGAGGUUCUUACUGCAGAGUCUUGAGGACUUGGAUUCCAGCCUCCGUAAGCUCAACUCUCGUCUGUUUGUAAUACGAGGCCAACCCACCGAUGUCUUUCCCAGACUUUUCAAGGAAUGGAAGAUUACUCGCCUGUCUUAUGAGUAUGACUCUGAGCCCUUUGGGAAAGAGCGAGAUGCAGCUAUCAAGAAGCUGGCCUCUGAGGCCGGAGUGGAGGUGACAGUUCGCACCUCCCACACACUCUAUGACCUGGACAAGAUCAUAGAGUUGAAUGGGGGUCAGUCCCCUCUUACCUACAAGCGGUUCCAGACCCUCAUCAGUCGUAUGGAUGCAGUGGAAGUGCCUGCAGAGUCCAUCACGGCCGACAUCAUGGGAAAAUGCACAACGCCACUGUCCGAAGACCACGAUGACAAGUUUGGGGUCCCCUCCCUGGAGGAGCUUGGUUUUGAUACUGAGGGUCUGUCGUCAGCUGUGUGGCCCGGGGGAGAGACUGAAGCCCUCACACGACUUGAGAGGCAUUUGGAGAGGAAGGCGUGGGUUGCCAACUUCGAGCGUCCAAGAAUGAACGCCAACUCGCUGCUUGCCAGCCCGACAGGCCUCAGCCCGUACCUCCGCUUUGGCUGCCUCUCCUGUCGCCUCUUCUACUUCAAACUCACCGAUCUCUAUAGGAAGGUGAAGAAGAACAGCUCCCCUCCUCUCUCGCUCUACGGUCAGCUGCUUUGGCGCGAGUUCUUCUACACGGCAGCCACCAACAACCCAUGCUUCGACAAGAUGGAGAGCAACCCCAUCUGUGUUCAGAUCCCCUGGGACCGCAACCCCGAGGCACUGGCCAAGUGGGCAGAAGGCCGGACCGGCUUCCCCUGGAUCGACGCCAUCAUGACCCAACUGAGGCAGGAGGGGUGGAUCCACCACCUGGCGAGGCACGCCGUGGCCUGUUUCCUGACCAGAGGAGACCUGUGGAUCAGCUGGGAGGAGGGCAUGAAGGUGUUUGAGGAGCUCCUGCUGGAUGCAGACUGGAGUGUGAAUGCAGGCAGCUGGAUGUGGCUCUCCUGCAGCUCCUUCUUCCAGCAGUUCUUCCACUGCUACUGCCCCGUGGGUUUUGGCCGACGCACAGACCCCAACGGAGAUUACAUACGGCGCUACCUGCCCAUUCUGAGAGGGUAUCCAGCCAAGUAUAUUUACGAUCCCUGGAACGCUCCAGAGGCCGUGCAGAAGGCGGCUAGAUGUAUUAUUGGGUUGCAUUACCCAAAGCCCAUGGUGCACCAUGCAGAAGCCAGCCGUCUCAACAUCGAGCGAAUGAAACAGAUCUACCAGCAGCUCUCCUGUUACAGGGGCCUCGGCCUUUUGGCUACAGUUCCCUCCAACCCCAAUGGCAACGGUAACUGUGAGGGAUUCCAUGUUGAGGCAACACAUGAUGCCGCAGCUGCAUCUGGCUAUCGGAUGCCGGUUCACUCCCAGGGAGACUGGCAAAGUGGUGUCAUGAUGUACCUGCAGGGGGAUGCGCAAACCAGCGUUGGCACACAUCAGCAGGUUCCAGGUUAUGCAGGCACCAGUUCCAGUAUGAUGUGUUACACUCAAGGCACCCAGCAGAUUCCUGCCCCCGUUAUUCACAAAGGGCCUGAACACCACUCCACCACUCAGAGCAGUGGCAAGCGGCAUAGCGAAGACUCUGGAAAUGGCAAAAGCUCUAAAGUCCAGAGACAAAGUCACUAGAAAGGAGUACCUGCAGACUUGUUGACAAACGGCCCGUGUAUACAGCCAACACAAAGUGGAAGCUAAGACUUAAAAGCACUACAAUGUUUGCAUGAUCCCACCUUCAGCAGGAGAAUACAAACCUGCCGUUAAACACAUUCACAAGUAAAGGUUUCUCAAGCAAUCGGACUGUAUAGUAUCAUGUGGACUUCACGGCCUGGUGAGAGGCUGUUACACUGUGCUUAUCUUUGGGUUAAUAUUGCUGGGACUAAAGUCCUUGUGUAUAUAAUGAAUUUGCUAAUUUCAGCUCACAUACAACUUGUACAUAUUUGGAUAUUGUAUGUGUGUUUUCUCUCUUUGUGUAGCCAUAGACCCAUUGAUAUAUUUUUGAUAUGAGAAAUCGUUGUGAAUGGAUCUUUCUUUUUGAAAAUUUUCAAUAAAAACUAAAGCAUUUUUAGACCAUCCAUUCUAAAAAAUUGUGAGAAGUCUCUGCUAAUACAGCCGCCUGUCCUUGUUUAUUCUAUUUCCCCAAUUUUCACCUCUUUGAGCCAUCCGAUGUAUCUGUCAAAAAAAGUGUUAUAAUUUCCUUUCUCUAUCUCAGUACUGGUUAGCUCGUUUUAUUCCUUACCACUGUAGCGGUGGUUUCAGUUUUGACGUUGACUAUCAACUUACUGCCCUUGUCAAUGGUUUUUUUAGAAAACGUGACAGGAAUAAAGAGGCUUCAUAUCAUGGUGACCCACCUGUGUAAUUCCCAAUAAAUGUACCACUGGAGAGAACUGCUUCGUUUGCUUCUUGCUUCUUCUCAAUGUGCUUGUUUAAUUAAAACUGGGCUUAAUAUACAAA
Xiphias gladius (swordfish) is the source of this 3624-nucleotide messenger RNA. RefSeq names its product cryptochrome-1-like. The coding region runs from base 937 to 2802 and encodes 621 amino acids. Gene Ontology annotation, biological process: circadian regulation of gene expression; entrainment of circadian clock by photoperiod; negative regulation of DNA-templated transcription. The record is from RefSeq and is a predicted model, not a curated record. Gene Ontology annotation, molecular function: FAD binding; DNA binding. The transcript has 14 exons. NCBI's taxonomy places the organism in Eukaryota, Metazoa, Chordata, Actinopteri, Istiophoriformes, Xiphiidae. Gene Ontology annotation, cellular component: nucleus; cytoplasm.